AUUUUCUCAUCUUCCCACUUGUCGCUAUGAUUCAAAAAACCUGGCACAUCGGGAAAAAACAAUUAAUCACGUGUACUCAACCUCACACCAAGCAAAAUCUCUUCAUCCACUAAUAAAAAUCCACGUCAGAGAUAUCUUACACGUGGACGGUCACGAUCCCUCAAUGACAUUCAAAGAGGAUUCGUCUCCAUAUAUAAACACAGAGAGAUAGCGAGGGACACAGAUUCGCCGCAGCUAGAGAGAAAACGAAACUAACCGGAGCAUGAAGAGACGAAGAUCGGCGAAGAAAUCUCCGGCGAUGGUGACGGUUACCGAUUGGAAAGGGUUAGAUUGCGGCGAAGAGACGAGAAUCGUAAGGAGAUUGAUGAAGUUCGAAGACUUGCCUGAGUAUUUGAAGGACAACGAGUUUAUACACAACCAUUAUCGAUGUCAAUGGUCUCUCAAAGAUACUUUUCUCAGUGCUUUCUCUUGGCACAACGAGACUCUCAACAUUUGGACGCAUUUAAUUGGAUUUGGUAUAUUUCUGUGGAUGACGGUGGUGAGUUGCUUGGAGACGACGGAGAUUAGUCUCGCCGGCGUUUUUAACGGCAUGGCCGGAGUGAGGAUUUGCCUCUCAAGCAAUCAGACUCUGCUUCAUGAUUCGAACGUGACACAUCACAUCUCAUGUCUUACCUCACAAGGAGAAGCUAUUCCAAAAUGGCCGUGGCUCGUGUACUUAGUCGGAGCAAUGGGUUGUUUAAUCUGCAGCUCUGUUUCACACCUCCUUGCUUGUCACUCAAAACGUUUCAACGUCUUCUUCUGGCGUUUGGACUACGCAGGAAUAUCACUUAUGAUCGUCGCUUCUUUCUUUGCACCAAUCUACUACGCAUUCUCCUGCCACCCUAACUUCCGUUUACUCUACUUAUCCUCGAUCUCGAUCCUCGGUCUCCUCGCUAUCAUCACUCUCCUCUCUCCCGCUCUCUCUACGCCGCGUUUUAGACCUUUCAGAGCUAAUCUUUUCCUUGCAAUGGGAUCAUCUGCUGUGAUACCUGCUACACAUGUGCUUUGCCUUUACUGGGAUCACCCUAAUGUCUUCAUCGCCCUCGGUUACGAGAUUGCCACGGCUUUGUCGUAUUUUGUGGGAGCAACGUUUUAUGUCAGCCGUGUGCCUGAGAGAUGGAAGCCUGGAGCGUUUGAUAUGGCGGGACAUAGCCAUCAGAUUUUCCAUGUGUUUGUAGUUAUGGGUGCUCUUGCUCAUUGUGUUACCACUCUUCUCAUCAUUGAUUUUUCACGGGCUUCCCCUUCUUGUGGGUUUUAGCAAGAAGAUAUUGUUUAGUAAGCUUCUGUGAUCUUGCGUUUCGAUGUAUGUGAUCUUGAUUUGCUUUGGACAAUCCAUGGCUAUUUCCUAUUUGAAACCGAGACUUGAUUUGUCGAAUCUCAUUUUCAAGAUUGAAAUGAUUCUGAUUACUAAAGCAGAAUAUAUGCAUAUCGAUUCCUUGGAAGAGAAGAAAUUGUGAGGAAGGAGGAAUAUAAAGAAAACCUAGAACCUUUUGAUUCCUUUGUUUCUCUGGAGAUCAAAAAUUUGUCAGUGAUAAAAUGGUUAAGGUUCAUUAUACUAUUUUUGCUAGGGAUAAUUAAAGAACAAAUCUCAGAUAGUUACAUGGGCUGUUUUGAUCUAA
This is a messenger RNA of Arabidopsis thaliana (thale cress), 1658 nucleotides long. RefSeq names its product heptahelical protein 3 (gene HHP3). The transcript has 4 exons. Gene Ontology annotation, cellular component: membrane. NCBI's taxonomy places the organism in Eukaryota, Viridiplantae, Streptophyta, Magnoliopsida, Brassicales, Brassicaceae. The record is from RefSeq and is marked reviewed. The coding region runs from base 263 to 1297 and encodes 344 amino acids. Gene Ontology annotation, biological process: response to sucrose; response to hormone.